AAAAAAAAGGAGCAAAACAUUAUUUUCUUUAUCUUCAUUCUCUCUCUCUUUUUUUUCUUCUUAUUUUUCUGUUCUUCUAUAUCUGAGAAUCUGUUCAACAGUUGUAUUUUAACUGAUUUGGAACCCUAGCAUUUGGAUCCACUUGAAGUAUUAGAUGUGAAGCAAGCUUCUCUGUUUGGAAAUAGUUUUUUUCGGUUGGUUUUGGUUGCAUUCUGGGCGUGAGAUUGGUGAGAGGGAGUGUUUGAAUCGGAGAUAUCAGAGAUGUCGGAGACUGACGGCGAAGCGGUGGAUGUAGGAAGCAAUGCUGGGAGUGAGUCGCGGGUGAGGAUGACGUCGACCUCGGCGGGAGCUCCUCCGUCGUUGACGGUGUCGGCGUCGUUUAAGGAGAGCGGGGGGAAAGGUUCGUCGAGGAGGAGACCUGUUAGGUCUAGCUUCGAUGCGGAUAAUGAGUUCAUUACGUUGCUUCAUGGGUCGGAUCCGGUGAAAGUAGAGCUAAAUCGGUUGGAGAAUGAAGUUAGAGAUAAAGAUAGAGAAUUAGGAGAAGCACAAGCGGAAAUUAAGGCAUUAAGGAUGUCUGAAAGGCUUAGAGAAAAGGCUGUCGAAGAGCUCACUGAUGAGGUCUCGAGGAUGGAAGAGAAGCUUAAGUUGACUGAAUCUCUUCUGGAAAGCAAGAACCUUGAAAUCAAGAAAAUAAAUGAUGAGAAGAAGGCAUCGAUGGCUGCUCAGUUUGCAGCCGAGGCCACUCUAAGGAGGGUCCAUGCUGCUCAAAAGGACGAUGAUAUGCCUCCUAUUGAAGCAAUUCUUGCACCCUUGGAAGCGGAACUGAAGCUUGCUCGGCAAGAGAUUGCAAAGCUUCAAGAUGACAAUAAAGCCCUUGAUCGUCUAACUAAAUCAAAAGAAGCAGCUUUACUUGAAGCUGAAAGGACUGUACAGGUUGCACUAGCCAAAGCGUCCAUGGUGGAUGAUCUCCAAAAUAAAAACCAGGAGUUGAUGAAGCAGAUAGAAAUUUGCCAGGAAGAAAACAAAAUUUUGGACAAAAUGCAUCGCCAAAAGGUUGCAGAGGUUGAAAAGCUUACACAAACAGUAAGAGAGCUGGAGGAGGCUGUUCUUGCUGGUGGUGCUGCUGCAAAUGCAGUUAGGGAUUACCAGCGGAAAGUUCAGGAGAUGAAUGAGGAAAGAAAAACUCUUGACCGGGAGUUGGCACGUGCAAAAGUAACAGCAAAUAGAGUGGCAACGGUUGUAGCAAAUGAGUGGAAAGAUUCUAAUGACAAAGUGAUGCCUGUAAAACAAUGGCUCGAAGAGCGGCGAUUCUUGCAGGGAGAAAUGCAGCAACUACGUGACAAGCUUGCUAUAACCGAACGAACUGCUAAAUCGGAGGCACAAUUGAAAGAGAAAUAUCAAAUGCGGCUUAAAGUUCUUGAAGAGAGCUUGAGAGGAACUCCUAACGGUCUUAGUCGCUGUUCAUCGGAUUUAAGAAACAUGAGCAACGGGCCUUCUAGGCGUCAGUCUUUGGGUGGAGUUGAUAACUGCUCAAAACUUACACCCAAUGGAUUUUUAUCCAAGAGAUCACCAAGCUCUCAAUCGAGAUCCUCUUUGUCAUCUAGCACAGUUUUGAAGCAUGCUAAAGGAACAUCCAAGUCUUUUGAUGGAGGCACAAGAUCAUUAGAGAGAGCUAGAUCAGUUUUAAAUGGAAAUGGCUCAAAUAGUUCAUUCAAGCAGCCUUCCGAUGGAACCAAGGUGGGUGAGGUACCAAAUGAUGAAAAACCCACUGAUUUUCAGCCUGUUGACACAGAGGAUCAUGUUCCAGCAAUAUUGUACGAUUUGCUGCAAAAAGAGGUCAUAGCUUUGAGGAAAGCUGGUCACGAGAAAGAUCAAAGCCUCAAAGAUAAAGAUGAUGCAAUUGAGAUGCUUGCUAAGAAGGUGGAAACCUUGACAAAGGCAAUGGAAAUUGAAGCUAAAAAGAUGAGAAGAGAAGUGGCUGCAAUGGAGAAAGAGGUUGCUGCCAUGCGUGUGGAGAAAGAACACGAGAACAGGGCCAAGCGGUUUGGUAACUCCAACUCUAAGGGUUCUGCUGCCCAGCUGCUUGCUGGAAGGAAUUUAUCCCGAAGUGGGUUGACACGCAGCACUCAAUGACGACGUAUUUUAAUUGCAGCAGCGUCAGGGAGCAAAAUUUGCAUAGGUCUCCUGUGUCCUUUGUUUUAUUUUUCUUUAUAAUAUAUCUAUAUAUUUACCUCUACUUUGGUGAUUGGUUAUAACAUUAUAAAACUUGCAUGCCGAUGAACCUAUGUUCACUGAUAUUGAUCUUUGAAGAAAUCUGGGAAAAAGAUUUAAUCAGAAGAAUUUGCCGAAUCGGUAUGCAACCUUUCUGACAUAGAUUGCUAUUAUUUUCCUCUGCUUAGAUACGAACUAAAAGGAAAAGAGGGGAAGAAAAGGAACUAUUGACUGUUGGGUGUAUAGGUAGAAGCUGGUUUUCGUUUAUUGCUGGGUUUUGCAGUCGAUAUUUGUAAUCUGCAGUGCAGGUAGUGUGAUUUGUCUCUUUAAAAAAAUGAAGUUUGUUAAUAUUCUUGUAAUCAAAUCCUAUUCUGCUGUUGGGUUGUGUU
This is a messenger RNA of Hibiscus syriacus, 2600 nucleotides long. Its product is annotated as microtubule-associated protein 70-2-like. Gene Ontology annotation, molecular function: microtubule binding. The record is from RefSeq and is a predicted model, not a curated record. The transcript has 11 exons. The coding region runs from base 262 to 2133 and encodes 623 amino acids. Lineage: Eukaryota; Viridiplantae; Streptophyta; Magnoliopsida; Malvales; Malvaceae. Gene Ontology annotation, biological process: cytoskeleton organization.